Drosophila eugracilis is the source of this 1490-nucleotide messenger RNA. RefSeq lists its product as uncharacterized. The record is from RefSeq and is a predicted model, not a curated record. The coding region runs from base 230 to 616 and encodes 128 amino acids. The transcript is spliced from 3 exons. Lineage: Eukaryota; Metazoa; Arthropoda; Insecta; Diptera; Drosophilidae.
AGUUUGCAAGGAUGUCGAACACUGCGGUGGCAAGGACUAUUGUAUUGUUGUGUUCCAAGUAAUUUGAACAAAUUUGCGAGACAUUUUGUGGCCUCUGAGCAAAUAUUUCAGGCCUGACCUAAACCACCACCUCUAGACCUCCAUCAUCAUCAUCAUCGUUAUUUGGCCUGGCCUUUUGCGGACAAAGGCCAAUUAACUUAAAUAAUUAGCCAAAAGUUUGGCCCACGAGAUGAAUCUCAGCCUACUACAACAACAAACAAGAUGUUUAAGUUACGAGUAUUUCAAUAAAAUGUUAUCAUUCGGUUUGCUGUCGACUUGUUCGGGGAAAAUCCAAUCAAUUAUCAGAGCCGUAAAAAGGGGGCCGAAAAUUCGUAGGCAAAAGUUGAGAAGGCCUUGGGAAAUGGGAAAUAAGCUGCGCCGCCAACCACAAAGAGUUGAAGUCGACGAGGAGGUGAGACCGGAGCGUCCCCAAAAGAAGACCUCGUCAUGGCCCUUCUGGCGUUUGGUCUACUGGCUGGGUAUCCUCAUCCUCAUAGCUGGCAUCUGUGUGGGCAUGUAUUUCACCCUCAAGUCGGACUUUGGCGAAUGCUCCUCCUACGAUGUCCGUUGCGAUUGAGCCCGCUCUUGGCAAUAUGGAAACUUUCACAGAGAUGGUGGAAUCCAUUACCCAUUGAACUUCUAUUAAUUAAGAACAGAAAAGCGUUGUUCUACAAUCAGCAGAAAGCUAUGUUUUCCCGUCGCAACAUCAGCCUGAAACGUCACCAGUUAGACCAGCGUUGGAAGAUAGUUUUCAUCGUAUUCUUACUUCUCAUAAUCAUUUUCUAUAUUUUCCUGUUUGUUCUCUACAUUCUGUAUAUAGUAAGUGAAGAUAAUCAAUAUUGGAUUAAUUUAUAAAACUUACUCACUUUUAUGUUUUUCUGUUUUUCUUUGAUAACUCCAAUACUUUAAGCUUGGUUAUUAUUUUCCUAUCAGUUGAUGUGCACUGCUGUACGUGUCAUAUAUGGACUCUUCCAGCCGGAUCUUAAUUAAAGCCGGAUAAAAUACCACCCACCCAUAUACAUACACCCCCUUUAUUGUUAACAAAUACAAAAGCAAGGCCGUAGCCGCACCACUAUCGUCUGUUCAACAUGCAGAUACGUUUUGGGGCAUGUGGCAACGAGUGUAUCUCUGAUGCCAUUCAAACUUAUUGGAGCGACUUCUUUUGAUGGCGCUCCAGUUGACUCUUCAAUGGCGAAAACACUUUUUAGUUGAAUGAAGCUAGUGAAUGUACAUAUUUUGGAAUGAAUAUAUAGUAUAAUAUAUAUGUAAGGAAAAACCUUGCCCUGUCUAUAUUUUAGUGUUAAUUAAAAGAGAACAGAAAAGUCAGCAGGAAAAGAAAAGCACAUAUUUCCAUUGAAUGUUGUAAUAAAAAGUCUUCCUUUGUUAACUUUUAACAACUAAUUAAAUAAAAUAUGUUUUUAUGCGAAGUAAUUAUGAAACUAAUUGUUCGU